Molecule: messenger RNA, 7708 nt
Organism: Agelaius phoeniceus (red-winged blackbird)
Lineage: Eukaryota; Metazoa; Chordata; Aves; Passeriformes; Icteridae
Gene: CAMSAP2
Product: calmodulin regulated spectrin associated protein family member 2
Biological process (GO): cytoplasmic microtubule organization; negative regulation of microtubule depolymerization; neuron projection development
Cellular component (GO): microtubule minus-end
Molecular function (GO): microtubule minus-end binding; spectrin binding; calmodulin binding
Source: RefSeq, a predicted model, not a curated record
CAAAGAGCGAGGAGGAGGAGGAGGAAGAAGAGGACACUCGGACUCGGCUACAUUCCUGUGCAGAGAAAGGCGGGAGGCGGCGUUAGCCCUUUACGGACAGCUGGGUCCGGCGCUGCUCUCAGCUGCUGUCGGCGUAUUUACAGCCGGCUCUCCCGGCCGUGGGAGGAGGAGGACGGAGAAACAACCAUGUAAGUUCCCAGUUGCCGGGGGUCCUGUGAGAAGAUGGGGGAUGCCGCAGACGCCAAGGAGAUGAGGAAGACUUUCAUUGUUCCUGCCAUCAAACCCUUUGACCAUUAUGAUUUCUCCCGAGCGAAAAUCGCCUGUAAUCUGGCCUGGCUGGUGGCCAAAGCCUUUGGGACAGAGAAUGUUCCAGAAGAGCUCCGAGAGCCGUUUUACACAGACCAGUAUGACCAGGAGCACAUCAAACCACCUGUUGUGAACUUGCUGCUGUCUGCCGAGCUCUACUGUCGUGCUGGGAGCCUUAUUCUCAAGAGUGAUGCUGCAAAACCACUUCUAGGUCAUGAUGCUGUUAUACAAGCCCUGGCACAAAAAGGCCUUUAUGUCACUGACCAAGAAAAGUUGGUGACCGAACGAGAUCUCCACAAAAAACCAAUUCAGAUGAGCGCUCACUUGGCCAUGAUCGACACGCUCAUGAUGGCUUACACUGUGGAGAUGAUCAGCGUAGAGAAAGUCAUCGCAUGCACUCAGCAGUACUCAACCUUCUUCCAGCCUACAGAGGUACCCUAUGACAUUGAGGAUGCUGUCAUGUACUGGAUAAACAAGGUAAAUGAGCAUUUGAAAGACAUCAUGGAACAGGAACAAAAACUAAAAGAGCAUCACAGUGCCGAAUCUGCAGGAGGUCAAAAGUCUCCUACCAAAUGGUUUUGGAAACUGGUUCCUGCUCGUUACCGGAAGGAGCAAACGUUGCUGAAGCAGCUGCCCUGCAUUCCAUUGGUGGAGAAUCUGCUGAAGGAUGGUACAGAUGGCUGUGCUCUGGCAGCCCUGAUCCACUUCUACUGCCCAGAUAUCAUUAAACUGGAGGAUAUUUGUUUGAAAGAUACAAUGUCUUUGGCUGACAGCCUAUAUAAUCUACAGCUGAUUCAAGAAUUUUGUCAGGAAUACCUCAACCAGUGUUGCCAUUUCAGUCUUGAGGAUAUGCUCUAUGCAGCUUCUUCAAUAAAGAGCAAUUACAUGGUGUUCAUGGCAGAAUUGUUCUGGUGGUUUGAAGUGGUGAAGCCAUCAUUUGUACAACCCCGUGUUGUUGUGCAUCCCCAAGCUGAACCUGCAAAAGAUGCAGCUUCUGCUCACAGCUUGAAUGCUAACAGAAGAAAUUAUGUGGAUGGUCCAUCUGGUUCUGACUUUGUAGCCAGAUUGGAAAGUCCAGCUUACACACCCCCUCACCAACUGCAUACACCCCAGCAGCCUUAUUCAUCUGUUCCAGGAGUCAUCAGAAGGUCCACAUCAAUGUCUUAUGUAGAUGGGCAAGUAGGGACAUGGCCCAAAGAGAAAAGGUCAUCAUUACAUGGAGUUUCAUUUGACAUUCCUUUUGACAAAGAGAAAAGCAUUCCAGCAUCUGCUCCAAGCAGAGGAAUUCCUAGAUCUGUGAGCAAUGAAGGCCUUACAGGAAACAUCAACCGUGUGCCGAAGCAUUCUCGAAAAAAUCUGUCCUUCAAACCAGUAAAUGGAGAAGAGGAGAAUCAAGACAUUGAAGAGGAAAAGGACAUGACAAAGGCCAAUCAGCCUCUUAAUGCAAAUCAAAGAAAUGCCAAUGAGAGCAGACACUACAGGUUUCCAAAUGGAGCUCUGCAAAACAGGGCAGUUCUGGAUGAUUUUGGCAAUCAGAUUGAGACGCCGAGCAUUGAGGAGGCUUUGCAGAUAAUUCAUGAUACUGAAAAAUCUCCCAGACUUCUCCAAACAGACCAAAUUACAAAUGGGUUCUUUCUUCACAAUCGGGAAAUGAGCAUCUUGAAUUCAAACAUUAAACCCAAUCAGACUACCCCAGAUAUCAUCACAGACACUAAGGGUGCUCUGAGUCCUGUGACUGACAACACAGAGGUAGAUACUGGAAUACAUGUCCCAUCAGAAGAUAUCCCAGAGACAAUGGAUGAGGAUUCUUCUUUGAGAGAUUACACUGUAAGCAUGGACUCUGACAUGGAGGAACCAUCUAAAUUUCUCCAGGAUUACGACAUGCGGGCUAGCAAUCACAGAGAUCAAUUAAGUCCCUGUCCCAGCUCAGUAAGUACUAAAUCACAGGCAGGCAGCAGUGCUUCUUCCAGCUCAGGGGUUAAAAUGACCAGCUUUGCUGAGCAGAAAUUCAGGAAGCUGAAUCACACAGAUAGUAAAAGCAGUGGAAGCAGUUCUCAGAAAACCACACCAGAAGGUUCUGAGCUGAACAUCCCUCAUAUGGUAGCUUGGGCUCACAUUCCUGAGGAGGCAUCUGUUCCUCAGGGAAGAGACACUACACAGUUACUGGCUUCUGAAAUGGUACAGCUGAGGAUGAAGCUAGAGGAAAAGAGGCGAGCCAUUGAAGCACAGAAGAAGAAAGUUGAAGCUGCAUUCACAAAGCAGCGGCAGAAAAUGGGAAGAACAGCAUUUCUCAAUGUUGUGAAAAAGAAAGGGGAUGGGGUAUCACCUCUCCGAGAGGAAGCAGCAGGAGCUGAAGAUGAGAAGGUAUUCACUGACAGCAAUCGGUUGAAAGAAAAAGAAACUCAAAAAUCAGAUGACCAAACUAGUAAGACUUCAGAAUUAAUAAAAGAAAACCCAGAAAAUUCUCAUAGCAAAUGGUUAAAAUCUCCUGCUACUUCUGGGGAUGCUGAAAAGCAAUGGAAUUUAGCAAGCCCCUCAGAAGAAAAUCUUAAUGAUGGAGAUCUCUUAGAAUAUACAAAAUCUAUUGAAAAACUGAACUCUUCCCUACACUUUCUACAGCAAGAAAUGCAACGUCUAUCCCUUCAGCAGGAGAUGCUGAUGCAGAUGAGAGAGCAACAGGCUUGGGUUAUUUCUCCUCCUCAGCCUUCUCCUCAGAAGCAGAUUCGGGACUUUAAGUCUUCUUCAAGGCAAGGGGGAACUCCAGCUCCUGUUGCACCUUUCUCACAGGACUCUCCUCGCUCUACACAUCAAUCUCCACAAUCUUCCAACAGGAAGAAUGCCUCUUUUCACAUUAAAAUGCAAAGGACUCCUAGGCCAAAUGAGCUGAAAAUAACGCCUCUAAACCGUACCUUGACUGCGCCACGCUCUGUGGACAGCCUUCCCCGUCUGAGGAGGUUUUCCCCCAGUCAGGUUCCCAUUCAGACCAGAUCGUUUGUUUGCUUUGGAGAUGAUGGUGAACAUGUAAGCGAACCUCAGUUAAAGGGAAAUCUUUCGAAAGAAGUCAAGCCUACAGAAGAGGUAGCAAAAGAAGAAGGACCAAAAUUGCCAAAACAGGGUGAGCAGAAGUUGGAGGAAAAGGAGAUUAAGCCUAUUGAAUCUAAUGUUUCUGAAGUGUUAUCUCAGCCUAUCACAGAAACCGUCUGCCUCACCCCAAAUGAAGAUCAGCUAAACCAACCCAUUUUACCACCUCCAGCUCCCAAAACAGCUAACUUAAUUGAAGUUUCCCUAUCAGAUUUGAAGCCACCAGAAAAAAGUGAGGUAUCUGUUGAGAAAUACGAAGGUGAGAGUGAUAGAGAACAGUUUGAAGAUGACCAGAAAGUAUGUUGUGGAUUCUUUUUUAAGGAUGAUCAAAAGGCAGAAAAUGAUAUGGCAAUGAAACGAGCAGCGUUGUUGGAGAAGCGUUUGAGAAGGGAAAGAGAGACUUUGCUUCGAAAGCAGCAGCUGGAAGCAGAACUAGAACAUAAGAAGGAAGAGACAAGACGCAAAACAGAAGAAGAACGUCAGAAGAAGGAGGAUGAACGAGCACGGCGAGAAUUUAUUAAGCAGGAAUACAUGAGAAGGAAACAACUAAAGCUUAUGGAAGACAUGGAUACUGUCAUAAAGCCACGUUCCCUCUCAAUCAAACAGAAAAAGCCACGUCCAAAAUCUAUUCACAGAGAUCAUAUUGAAUCACCUAAGACACCAAUCAAAGGUCCACCAGUAUCUAGUCUUUCAUUGGCAUCGCUGAAUACAGGGGACAAUGAGAGUGUGCAGUCAGGCAAGAGAACACCAAGGUCUGAAUCUGUGGAAGGAUUUUUAUCCCCAAGUCGCUGCGGGAGUCGUAAUGGAGAAAAAGAUUGGGAAAAUGCAUCUACAACUUCUUCAGUUGCCUCUGCUACAGAAUACACAGGACCAAAGCUCUUCAAGGAACCCAGUGCUAAAUCAAAUAAGUAUAUAAUUCAGAAUGCACUGGCACAUUGCUGCCUGGCUGGAAAAGUGAAUGAAGGUCAAAAGAAAAAGAUUCUGGAGGAAAUGGAAAAAUCUGAUGCCAAUAAUUUCUUAAUCUUGUUCCGGGAUUCAGGCUGCCAGUUCAGAUCUCUGUAUACAUACUGCCCUGAUACUGAAGAAAUCAAUAAAUUAACAGGAAUAGGUCCCAAGUCUAUCACAAAGAAAAUGAUAGAGGGACUGUAUAAAUACAACUCUGACAGAAAGCAAUUUAGCCACAUACCUGCCAAAACUCUGUCUGCCAGUGUUGAUGCAAUUACCAUUCACAGCCAUUUGUGGCAAACCAAGAGACCAGUAACUCCUAAGAAACUCUUACCCACCAAGGCAUAGUAGAUGGGAAAAAUUUGCUUGAGACAAUUAUGAUAAACUUGCACUUCAUCUUUACUGCCUAUAGGAAAUAGAUUUCUAGUUGCCAACAAGACUCUUAGAACUUAAAACUGGACACCAAGUUCUAUUAUCAUGUCCAACUGGAAUGUAAACACAGUGUUUAGGAGUGCAGAAGAUAACUCUUAGGUGAAUAAUUAUGAGUGAUUACGGAAAUGUUUGACUUGUGUGGAGAUUUGUAUGUGCUAAUGCAACAUAUAGAGUAUAUUUGCUCUGUAUUUUGAUUAGAUACACUGAAGCACUGAAUGUUCCUCUUUAGUGACUCAAACUACAUUUUUUACAUCUGUUGCCUUAUAUGUUUGUAUUUGUGCUUGUCUUGAAAUAUUUUUCUUUCACUAAAGAAAAACUUAAUAUUCUCAAUACCAUUGAACUUUGCAUACUGACUUACAGUAAAGACUAAAUGAUAAAUUGUAUGUCACUGAAUAACAGCUGAAUGGGUCUGUUCUCCAAGAUCCUUACUGUGUGCUGUAACAAAAUCAAGAUUCAUUCCCCUGUGUAUUUAUAAUUCUUUUUCAAUUCAAUAGUACUGAUUUGCUUAUAAACUAAACAGUAAAGGAAAAACCUUUGAACUGCUUGAAGUUUUCUUCAAAUGAAUUAUUUAACAACUCAGGGUAAAGGUGAUGCAAUUAUUUCUGUUUCAGUAAGUUACCAUCUGAGAUGUAAUGACUGACCAUGUGCAUGUUCAUAACAUCAGUAAAACUCAAGGUAAAAAGAUUUGGUAGGUCUCUGAAAUGGUUUAAGCAAGUAUGCAUUCAUUGCUUUGCACUGUUCCAGCUGGAGAGAGAGCACAGGGUCAGGUCCUGCUCCUUCCUUGAAGGAGCAGGAACUCAUGAAACAUUCAGAACUAAAUCCCUGAUGUUGCCUAACAGAGCACUAAAUAUUCAGAAGAAUCACAGAAUUCACUAAGUCACAAAUCUUUGAGAAGUCGUGUAUCUAAUUCCCAUUGAUUUUAAGAUCCAGGCCACUUCCUGCCUUCAGAUCUGCCAACUCAGACUUGAAUCAGUUUUCUAGGGAACAGACAUCUGAUAAUUUUCAGUGUGUCUUUGUAAAUUGUUUUCUUGACACUAACAGGUGAUGUGUUGUGACACAGCAAUUUUUAAGUACAUAUGACAAAAAAGCCUAACUGACAUUUCAGUAAAUCUGUAACAUGACCAUUUGCAAAACCAAACUCUAGGCAUAUUUCAGUAUUAUUUAUAAAGGGCUGCAUUUUAUUUCAAAACAGUGUUUGAUUAUUUUAUAAUCACUAUCCCGUUUCAGUGUUUGUUUCUCUUAUAAUUUGCUUUUAACAUAGCACUGUUCUGAAAAAAAAAAAAGAAAACACAAACUUGAAGCCUCCCCUAAAUCUGUGGCUAUUUUGAUAACAUCGUACACCAGAGAAUUUGUUGGGGGGGAGGGAAAUCUCAUUCUCAGGAAAAGACUUGAAUGAUUUGUGAUUCUGUUCUGUUUCAGUGUUGUGACAACUCCAUUCACAUAAGACAGUAUUGUGCUAUGAGUAUGUAGUCCAUUCAGUUUCAUGGGAGACUAAAAUGAUAUUCGUAUUUCUCUCAUUGAACUGCUGUGAGAGAAACUGCCUCACUACUACGAUGUGCUCAUUUACUAAGAGAAAAGAUGCACAGGAAUGAGAUGUCAUUAAGCAGUUUAGAACAGUACUUUUUUAAAUUAUUAUAAGGCCUUAGGCAUCAGUGCAUCUGGAUUAUAAACAUUUUCUCAAAAAUGCUGUCAGUUUACUGUAAUUUAUGUUCUUAUAUUUAUGUAUAUUUGUUAAAACUGUAAAAAAAAAGAAAAAAACACUUUAAAAUAUAUGUUUAAUAUGUAUGUGGCUCAAAACUAUUUGUGGUUAGCUGAUUCCUACUGUUUGCAUGUAUAUCACCAGGAUAUGUAACUCUUAUAAUUCAAGUGUAUACAUAUUGUGUAUAUAGGAUAUAAAUAAUAUUAAAAAGGGGGGGAAAGAGGGUUUGCACAUUCUGCCUGUUAGACACUUCCUACAGAUACCAUUGUAGGAACAUCUUGAAUAACAAUAUGAAACUGUGUAUAAUAUACAGUGAUUCAAGAAACCAGGAGGUUGGAAUUAACUGACACACAUAUGGUGAAUAACUUCAAAAGAAGUUUUAUCAUGGGAGGCUUUUUAUUUCUAAAAUCUGUUCUAUGAUUUAACUGAAGAUUUGCAACACCAUAAAGACACACGCAUCAACCUAAUCAAAGUGAGCUUAAAUACGUGACGGGAAUUCUUUGAGUAAUUUAAAAUAUUUCUGAAUGUAUUAUGAAAUUUGCAUUUGUCAACAGGUUAAAGGUUUGUGCAAUGUCUAAAAGUAGAAUGUGAAUAAUGCAGUUGAAAAUUUCAUUGCUCGCAGUAUAAGGUUUUACUUAAUACAGGAAAAGUAAAGCUAGAGAUGCUUUUCCUUUUUAAGCCUGCAAAUUUUCUAAUUACAGUGGAUCUUUGGUUGGGAUCAUGUUUAAAAAAAAAAAAAGAAAAAGAAAAAAAAAAAUAAAGCUUUCCAUAAAGGCCAGUAUUUAUCACUGACCUUUCCAGAACACACUGGUGCUUUCAUCAGGGGUAUUACUAUUGUUGCUACGACUGAAUUGCCAAACUCUCGUCUUAGUUUUUGGAGCAGAAUUUCAUCUUCUAACAGUCAUAAUAGCUACUGAAUUUUAUUUUUUUUUUAAUGUUAGUAUGACUGUUAGUUUUUAUUAUUUGGCUGUUUAAAGCCAAAUUCAGCUAUUUAAUUCUGAUUUAUUGGGCACUGUUGAAAAUUGUACAGUGUAUUGUGUGCUUACUUGUCCACUUCUAUGGAGCAUAGCUUCCAUAUUUUUUCAAAUGCUGUGCUGUAAAAUAUUGUCAUUGCUACUUAUGUGGUACAGUGUAGUUUUUUCCUUUCAUUUAAAUAAAAGCAUGGCACCAAAAUAACAUUUUUUGUUUUCUUGCUUACCUCUAAAUAGAAACUAAAAUUAUUAAAUGUUGACAUUAAAGUAUAAA